CCGGCGGAAAGUGAGGCACUGGGCAGCACGGUUGCAUUGCUGUAUCAGAUAAACAGCUGGUCCCCUACGGCAUCAUGUCGAACGUUAAAAUAGGCAUCAUAGGAGGCUCAGGGCUUGACAACCCAGAUAUCUUGGAAGGACGAACAGAAAAGUCUGUCAAUACCCCAUUUGGAAAGCCUUCUGAUGUUUUGGUGGAGGGGAAGAUCAAAGGUGUGGAAUGUGUCUUACUGGCAAGACAUGGGAGAAAACAUGAAAUUAUGCCAUCCAACAUAAAUUUCCGCGCUAAUGUGCAUGCACUAAAACUUGAGGGUUGCACGCAUCUAGUUGUCACCACUGCUUGUGGGUCAUUACAGGAACAUGUGAAACCUGGGGACAUGCUCUUUCCUGACCAAUUUAUUGAUAGGACCCAGAAAAGGGUUCAAACAUUCUAUGAUGGUACUUGUGAGGAGUACAAGGGAGUGAGCCAUAUACCAAUGCAUACACCCUUCUGUGAAAGGACACGCAAGAUACUAAUUGAGAGUACCCAGCAGUUGGGCCUCCUCCACCAUACCACUGGCACAGUUCUGACCAUAGAAGGUCCCAGGUUCUCAUCCAAGGCUGAGAGUAAGUUGUGGAAGUCAUGGGGAGCAGAUAUUAUCAACAUGACUACAGUGCCAGAGGUAGUACUUGCCAAGGAGGCAGGCAUGAGCUAUGCCGCAGUAGGAAUGGUGACUGACUAUGAUAGCUGGCAUGAAGAUGAGGAUCCU
Messenger RNA from Lingula anatina, 746 nucleotides. RefSeq names its product S-methyl-5'-thioadenosine phosphorylase. Gene Ontology annotation, cellular component: cytosol. NCBI's taxonomy places the organism in Eukaryota, Metazoa, Brachiopoda, Lingulata, Lingulida, Lingulidae. Gene Ontology annotation, molecular function: S-methyl-5-thioadenosine phosphorylase activity. The record is from RefSeq and is a predicted model, not a curated record. Gene Ontology annotation, biological process: nucleoside metabolic process.